Molecule: messenger RNA, 2586 nt
Organism: Caenorhabditis sp. 36 PRJEB53466
Lineage: Eukaryota; Metazoa; Nematoda; Chromadorea; Rhabditida; Rhabditidae
Source: the annotation of a GenBank genome assembly
AUGACACUGAAAUUCUCGGUGCAACGGCUUGUCGAAAGUGAAAAGGAGUCCGAUGAGGGUCGCGUGGAGAUGAAGCGGAAAACGAUAAAGUGUGAUGAGGUUUGAGGCGUUUUCCCAAAUUUCUUAAGCUAUAAUAUAAUAGCAUGUUCAGCGCGAACACUCUGAAGAAGACGACGAUAUCGAGGAGGAGGAGGAGGAGGAGGAGGAGGAUUCGAAAAAAGACGAGCCGCUCGCACAGACUCUUUCCUAUUUCGACGUCCUUCUGCCGCACGUACAAAUGGCGUGCUCGAAUCCGUUUAUAUCGGGCAUGUCGGCGGCAGUUUCGGAUCAGAAUUCGAACAACAGCGGCGGCGGUGUCUGGCAGCAUCCGUGGCUCGAAUUGUUGCAGAGCACCACUGCCGCCCAGUUUGGUAUUGCGCACUUAUUUCGAUUCUUCGUCCGUAGCCUCAAUUUUUAGGCGACGUCACCGCCGGACUCUUUUUGCAGCCGCUUCGCAAAAAUAAGCGGAUUCGGACGGCGUUCAGCGCGUCACAAUUGAUCCAGUUGGAGAAGGCGUUCGAGGGAAAUCACUAUGUGGUCGGCAACGAGCGCAAACAGUUGGCGACGAGGUUGAGCCUCACGGAGACACAGGUUCGCAUCACAAGAGCAUUCGCUUCAUUUGUGUAGUUGACCAUUUUUUUCCGGGACCACUCGGAAAAGAAUUGUGGUCCCUGGAAGUUGGCGCUGAAAUUUGUGUGCCUUUCAAGCGCUACAGUAAUCCAGCGACGGGUCGUAUCGACAAGUUAUCAACAGCAAAAUUAUAGUACAAAAUGUGAACUUUAGUUUUGUAGUUGACAACUUUUUGAUACGACCACUCCGUGAAGGACUGUAGCUCUGGGAAGUUGGGCCUAGUUAGCGCGGCACAUUAAAUGUAGCGCUAACUUCGAAGCGCCACAGUAUUCGAGCGACUGGUCGUAUUGAGAAGUUGUCAACAGCAAAAUUAUAGUCGAAAAUGUGAACUUUAGUUUUGUAAUUGACAACUUUUUGAUACGACCACUCCUUCGCCGACUAUAGCUCUUGGAAGUUGGGCCUAGUUAGCGCGGCCACAUUAAAUGUAGCGCUAACUCCGAAACGCCACAGUAUCCUCGUUUUCACAAAAGCGUGUCGUCCUUCCUUCGACAAUACACUUCUUCUUCUUCUUCUUCUCAUUUUUAUUUGAUCGCGUACUUAGCACACCAAUUGCUCUUUCUGUGCUAAUCCCGUAGUAGGUGAUUCCCCCCUUCCUAUUCUCUUCGCGCUCGAGUGCUAUUAUUCGAGACACCGGCUCUCGGUGUUCUCUGUGUCCAUACAGUAUGCACACAUUGUACAAAUACAAAAGUUUAUAUGGUGGAGAAGCGAGUAGCAAUGAAUGGGGGAUUGAGGCAAAACCGUCUUAUUUUGAACUUUGUGUACAUGUUAAAUUUUAUGCUUAAACGCCUGGGAUCUCAGCGUGACAUACAACACAUUUUUCAAUUUUUAAAAUAAACUUCGAAGUGGGCCAUUCACAUUCCCAAAGUCCCGAAUUACGAAAAAAAAAUCCCCGGAUUUUAAAGAUUUUUUUCAAAAAAGUUGGCGGCGAAAUGGAAGAGCUGGCCGCGAUUUUUCUAGUCCCCCCGGAUGGAAUUCCCCUUUCUUUCGAUUUUUUUUCGGUUUUCGUGCAAAUUUCUUAAAUUUUCAAUCGGUUUUUUCACUGAGCAUACACUUAUUUGCAAUGUUUAAAAAAAUUUAUGUUUUUUCUGUGCCGUGACGCCAAAAAAUCGAUAAUCUGAAACUUUUUUUUUGUUGUUUUUCCGUGUUUUUCGCUCAAUCUUCGGUUUGCGCGCUGAAAAAUAAAUGGAAAGAGAUCGCUCAAUCAUUUCCUGAGUCUAAAUUAAAGUUUGCGACUUACAGAAAGUUCUAUUUUUCAAAGUAAUGCGAAAAAUCCAAAACUUUCUAUUUUCGGUUUCAAAAAAAAGUGGCUGAUUUUUUCAGAAUUUUGCAGGAAUUUUGAAAGUUUCAGAUUAUCGAUUUUUUGGCGUCACGGCACAGAAAAAAAACAUAAAUGUUUUUUAAAUAUUGCAAAUAAGUGUGUUCAGUGAAAAAAACCGAUUGAAAAUUUAAGAAAUUUGCACGAAAACGGAAAAAAAUCGAAAAAAAAAGGGGAAUUUCAUCCGGGGGACUAGAAAAAAAUGUAGGCCAGCUCUUCGAUUUCGCCGUGCACCAUUUCUCUCGGUACCAUUAACUUUUUUGAAAAAAAAAUCCUAAAAAUCGGCGAAUUUUUUUUUCGUAAUUCGGAACUUUGGGAAAGUGAAUGGUCCACUUUGAAGUUUAUUUUAAAAAUUAAAAAUGUUUCCCAGGCCUUUAAAGGCCUGGGAUCCAGCUCACGAUCGCAUAGAACUCAAAACGGUUGUUUCAGGUGAAAGUAUGGUUUCAAAACCGACGGACAAAACACAAACGGGUGCGGAUGGAGAGCUCGGGUACGUCUUCGACAGUUCUAGGCCGUCAAUUGCAAAAACUAGUCGUUCAGACCCGCACACGACACUAUCGAACGAUGAGGACGACGAGGAGGACAAGAAAUCCACGUCAUAA